AUGAACAAUCUCCGUGAAUCCUUGUUGAGUCCUUCACCAAAGGGCACCUCUGAUCGAAGGGCCUUGGACGGCAGGUUUGAAGAUAAACACGACGUGCAGGAAUCCGCUGCCCGAGGGGAACUUGAGGAACUCCGGGGCGCAGCCUUUUUCAAUCGAACUUGGGUCGUUACGGACCGAUACUGCAGUGUUGGAGAUGGUGUUGAUUCACUUGAAGGCUACCUUCAUUCCUUAUGGCAUAUAUACUGCCAGCUGGCCCGAUACACUUCUCAUGAGACAACCGACCAGGAUCGUUUAGUCCUCGACAUCCUCCGCAUCCAGGGCCAGGGGCCAUUGACUCGGCCAGUAUCAGGUGUGUACGGUAUCGACGUUGCACGAACGAUCGAGGGCACACUAUGGAACGACCUACCAUUCUUGGUGACUGACAUGACCGAGUUCUGGAUCAAGAAUUGCGCGACAAUGUCGGGAAAUCAUCGGUUGAACUUCGCGUCGUACUUAGCUAAAUUAGCGUCGACUCGAGUCAGUAAAGAUAAAGUGUGCCAGGUUGCCCUCAUUUUAUUCCGAAACACGUUUGAGGAGGGACGGGAGCUUCGCUGCAGUGAGGAGCCGGACAAUGAGAAUCCAAAACGAGGGAUCAGAGAUCUUGAUAUUGUCCACUUGCUGCCGGCUGCCUGUGCGUGGAUCAAAGAGGCAGGUCAUAACCUCAUUCUUCUUUCGGAAGUCUCGUGGAAUGAUUGUCAUAGUGCAAUUGGCAAGAGUGGUCAUUUGUUUAUUGAGUCGGAGUUCGGGAAACGGUCGCCUGAUGGGUUCACACCCUGGAGAUGGAUGUACUGGCUGAAGAGGCUACACGAGAUCCAGGAAGAGGCCAGGAAUGCUGAAGAGAAGCAAAUUGUGCAAUAUACCACCGACGCUAUUGGGUUCAUGGUUAAAGUUGUCGAAGAACGAAAUUCUGAAAUUCUGAGGGCUUACCAAGUCGGUGGAGAUGUCUUGCAUCAGGAUAAACAUUUGUUAUGCUUGAGCAAUCUUGUGAAUGGGGAAGCUUCAGGCCCAGAAGAGAGUGAACCGGUGAAUUAA
This is a messenger RNA of Penicillium angulare, 1071 nucleotides long. RefSeq names its product DUF3632 domain-containing protein. The record is from RefSeq and is a predicted model, not a curated record. The transcript has a single exon. Lineage: Eukaryota; Fungi; Ascomycota; Eurotiomycetes; Eurotiales; Aspergillaceae. The coding region runs from base 1 to 1071 and encodes 356 amino acids.